Messenger RNA from Medicago truncatula (barrel medic), 2276 nucleotides. RefSeq names its product inorganic pyrophosphatase TTM2. Bases 27 to 2276 code for a protein of 749 amino acids. The record is from RefSeq and is a predicted model, not a curated record. Lineage: Eukaryota; Viridiplantae; Streptophyta; Magnoliopsida; Fabales; Fabaceae. The transcript is spliced from 12 exons. Gene Ontology annotation, molecular function: ATP binding; nucleic acid binding; kinase activity.
UUUAGAAGGAAAUCAGCAUUCCUUCAAUGGCACAGGAUACCAUUGGAGUUGAUUCACAACAAAAACAUCUCGGUCGCUUAAAAGAUCAAGUUCGAUUGGUUAAAAGGAAAGACUGCGAACGCUAUGAGGUUUCUCCAAUCCAGAACAAACUAUCAUUUGAGAAUGGUUUCUCUAUAGUGUUCCAUGCAUUCCAAUUGUUGGUCCAGAAAAAUGAUGGAAUGAUAUUAAUAGGGGUAGGGGGUCCUUCUGGGGCUGGAAAGACUGUGUUUGCCGAAAAGAUAUUCAACUCCAUGCCCGAUAUUGCAGUCAUUUCAAUGGACAAUUACAAUGAUUCUAGUCGAAUUGUCGAUGGAAACUUCGAUGAUCCACGCUUAACAGACUACGAAACAUUGCUCCGAAAUGUUCAUGAUUUAAAGGCAGGAAAGCCAGUCCAAGUUCCCGUGUAUGAUUACAAAUCCAGUUCACGUACAGGAUACAGGACGGUUGAAGUUCCGAGCUCUCGAAUUGUGAUUAUAGAGGGCAUUUAUGCUUUGAGUGAGAGGUUGCGACCUCUACUAGACCUUCGAGUAUCUGUAACUGGUGGUGUUCAUCUUGACCUUAUUAAACGAGUUAUACGUGAUAUACAACGUGCUGGUCAAGAACCUCAAGAAAUUAUUCAUCAAAUAUCUGAGACGGUAUAUCCAAUGUACAAGGCUUAUAUUGAGCCAGAUCUCCAAACUGCACACAUAAAAAUAAACAACAAGUUUAAUCCAUUUUUCGGAUUCCAAAGCCCUACUUACAUUUUAAAGUCAACCAGGAAAGUAACAGUGGAUCAAAUCAAAGCUGUUCUCUCCCAAAAUUUUGAGGAAACAACUGAGCAAACAUAUGACAUAUAUCUUCUACCACCUGGUGAAAAUCCAGAGAGCUGUCAAUCAUAUUUACGGAUGCGAAAUAAGGAUGGGAAAUACAGUCUCAUGUUUGAGGAAUGGGUGACUGAAGAUCCAUUUGUCAUAUCACCGAGAAUUACUUUUGCGGUCAGUGUGCGUCUUCUUGGUGGACUGAUGGCCCUUGGAUACACAAUAGCAACUAUUCUUAAAAGAAGUAGCCAUGUCUUAUCUGAUGAUAGGAUUUGCGUUAAACUAGAUUGGCUUGAGCAAUUAAAUCGACAUUAUGUUCAGGUACAAGGAACAGAUCGAUUAGUUGUAAAAAACAUAGCACAACAAUUGGGUUUGGAAGGUUCGUACGUUCCCCGUACCUACAUUGAGCAGAUUCAACUUGAAAAGCUUGUAAUGGCCAUGCCAGAUGAUUUAAGGACAAAACUCAACCUUCAUGAGGAUUUGUGGUCAAACCCCAAAGCAGCAUUUUUAAGAACCUCUAGUGACCGGGUUCCCAUGAGACAUAUACGUAUGAGAAGUGAUAUAUCGCAGUCAAGUUCAAAUCAAAAAGAUGAGAAUCAAGCAAAAGUAACUGGUUUCGUUUCGAACAAUCGAGGAUUUCAUAAAAGUAAUUCAGAUUCUGAAACGAAACAGGAAAAUCAGGGUGCCAUCACUCACCUCUCAGAACAAAUUUCAUCGCUACAUGAUAGAAUGGGCGAGUUUACAAAUCGUAUUGAAGAGCUGAACUCAAAGUUAACCAUCAAGAAAAAUUGUCCAAUUCAACAAAAUAUGUCCGUGCAAGCCGAGUCCUAUGAUGGUUCUGCUCCCACGUCUUAUUUCAUCACUAGUUUAAAUAAUGGUUCCCUAAAUGGACUCUCAUCACAAUUAGCUAAGGAAUCACAUUUAAGUGAUGAGAUAUCAGGUAUUGCACGGUGCCAGCGCCAUAUAAUGAAUCAGUUAGAUAAUUUGAACAAUCUUUUUUGUCGAAAUUUGGAAGAGAAGCCUCAUCAGACAAGAAACAACUUGAAAAGUGUAGACUCUUCUUCAGAUUCGGGUGGUCGUCAUAUAAUGGUGGCGGUGGCUAUUGGUUGUGGUUGUUUGGGAAUCUUCUUAAUGAAGAAGGAUCAUUUGAAAUCUUCAAGGAUAUCAAACUCUGGUAAAGAAGGCACUGUCACCAUGGAGGAAGUUCAAGCGGCUUUAAGACCCAAGGAGUUGACCAAGUCCAAGAACUUGAGAGCGGAUGAAAACAGUGAAGGCCUAAGUGUUUCAAGAGGAAAUGGUGGUGGUAGAGGUAACCACGGAAGCUCAAAGAGAGGCAACAAGUUAAAGUAUAAAUGCUUUAAGUGUCACAAGAUGGAUCACUUCAAAAGGGAUUGUCCGGAGGACAUUGAUAACUCCACGCAAGUUGUCUCUGAGGAUUAG